Acomys russatus (golden spiny mouse) is the source of this 3549-nucleotide messenger RNA. RefSeq names its product non-SMC condensin II complex subunit G2 (gene Ncapg2). The transcript has 26 exons. The coding region runs from base 178 to 3549 and encodes 1123 amino acids. Gene Ontology annotation, cellular component: condensin complex; nucleus. Gene Ontology annotation, biological process: mitotic sister chromatid segregation. The record is from RefSeq and is a predicted model, not a curated record. NCBI's taxonomy places the organism in Eukaryota, Metazoa, Chordata, Mammalia, Rodentia, Muridae.
GGCGUGACCAGGACGGCGUCAGAUCUCGUGAGAGCGGCGACUGGUGACGGGCGGAGGGCGGGAGCGUCCGGGGCGAGCGCGGGUGUGUUUGAAUCUGGUCCGAGCGCGGGAAACGAUGAGUCCCGCGCCGCCGGUGAGGUUGUAAAGUAAAGCUCCCUUAGAACAGCCUUGCCUGUCAUGGAGAAGCGCGAGGCGUUCAUCCAAGCAGUAUCCAAGGACCUGGUUGAAGAGUUUCUGCAGUUUGUUCAACUUGAUAAAAAUUCUUCUGACCCUUUUAGCUUAAGUGAGUUACUAGAUGAAUUAUCAAGGAAACAGAAAGAAGACUUGUGGCAAAGGCUGAAGGACUUACUAACAGAAACAUUGCUGGGAAGCCCCGUGGACGGGUGGCACACAGCAGAAGUCCAGGGUGAAGACGAGAUGGAGUCAGAGCCCACUGCAAAGAUGAAAAAGAGCAUAGAAAUAAUGUAUGCAAUUGUGACUGUAAUUCUUGCUUCUGUGUCGGUUAUAAAUGAGCAUGAGAACUACGGGCCCCUCCUGGAGUGCGCUGUCAUACUGAACGGUAUUUUAUAUGCAUUACCUGAAUCUGAACAAAAACUCCAGAGCUCCAUUCAGGAUCUGUGUGUCACGUGGUGGGAGAAGGGCCUGCCUGCCAAGGAGGACAUGGGGAAGACCGCAUUCAUCAUGCUGCUGAGGAGAAGUCUGGAGACUAAAACAGGUGCAGAUAUGUGUCGGUUGUGGCACCUCCAUCAGGCUUUAUACUGCUUUGAUUAUGAUUUAGAGGAAAAUAGGGAAAUUAAAGACACGCUGCUUGAGUGCUUCAUAAAUGUUAACUACAUUAAGAAGGAAGAGGGAAGAAGAUUUCUUAGUUUUCUUUUCAGUUGGAAUAUAGACUUCAUUAAAAUGAUCCAUGAGACCAUUAAAAAUCAGUUAUCUGGAUUACAAAAGUCUUUGAUGGUAUACAUUGCGGAAAUUUAUUUCAGAGCUUGGAAAAAGGCUUCAGGGAAAAUAUUGGAGACCAUAGAAAACGACUGCAUCCAAGACUUGAUGUUCCAUGGCAUCCACCUUCCAAGGUGGUCUCCAGUGCACUCCAAAGUACGAGAGGUGCUGAGCUACUUUCACCAGCAGAAGGUCCGCGAGGGGGUGGAGGAGAUGCUGUACCGGCUGUACAAGCCCAUCCUGUGGCGAGCGCUGAAGGCCAGAAACUCUGAGGUUCGGUCAAAUGCUGCGUUGUUGUUUGUUGAAGCGUUUCCUGUUAGAGACCCAAACUUCGUUGCCAUUGAAAUGGACAGUGAGAUUCAGAAGCAGUUUGAAGAACUGUAUAGUCUGUUAGAAGAUCCUUAUCCUCAGGUCCGUUCCACAGGCAUCCUUGGUGUUUGUAAAAUAACUUCUAAAUACUGGGAAAUGAUGCCUCCCACCAUUCUUGUUGACCUCUUGAAGAAAGUCACAGGGGAGCUGGCAUUUGAUACAAGCUCAGCUGACGUUCGUUGUUCUGUUUUUAAGUGUUUGCCGAUUAUUUUGGAUAACAAACUGAGCCACCCGUUAUUAGAACAGCUUUUGCCACCACUCAGGUAUAGUCUCCACGAUAAAUCAGAGAAAGUGCGGGUGGCUUUUGUGGAUUUGUUGCUGAAAGUCAAAGCUGUGAGAGCUGCAAAGUUUUGGAAUAUAUGUCCCAUAGAGGACAUUUUGGUUCGCCUGGAAAUGGAUUCUCGGCCUGUGUCUCGGCGCCUGGUGAGCCUCAUCUUCAAUUCUUUUCUGCCUGUGAAUCAGCCAGAGGAGGUGUGGUGUGAACGCUGUGUCACGCUGAUCCAGAUGAACCCUGCAGCUGCCCGGAAGUUCUAUCAGUAUGCCCAUGAGCACACUGCCAGCACCAACAUUGCAAAGCUCAUCCACGUCAUCCGCCACUGCUUGACCGCCUGUAUCCAGAGGACUCUGAGAGAGUGCGCGGAGGCCCACAAGGAGUGCGCGCAGGAGAACGCCAGCGUACUAGACAAAACAUUGUCAGUGAAUGACACUGCGUCCAUGGCAGGGUUACUAGAGGUCAUUGUGAUCCUCUGGAGGAGCAUCCAGAGAAGUCUGGAAAAUAAUAAAGAGGCCAAAGUAUAUACCAUUAACAAGUUUGCAUCUGUGCUUCCAGAGUACCUGAAGGUAUUCACGGACGAGCGCUGCAAAAUCCCUCUGUUCAUGCUAAUGUCCUUCUUGCCAGCCUCUGCGGUCCCUGCGUUCAGCUGUGGUGUGAUUUCUGUUCUGAGAAACCAGGAGGAGAGUGUUGCAGACAGGAGCUACUGUACCUUGCUGGAUUGUCUCUGUUCCUGGGGGCAAGUGGGGCAUGUCUUGGAGCUCAUUGUUGACUGGCUGUCUACAGGGCCACCUCAGGCCAAGAGUAAUUCGGCCUCUAAACGUAAAGUACAAAUCAAUGACACGUGCCCAGUGAAACCUGAGUUAGCAUUGUUGUACAUGGAGUAUUUGCUGAACCAUCCAAAGAAUCGAGAGUGCGUCCUGUCUGAACCCCAGAGGAAACUUAAGCAGCUUUUAAGAGCAUUUGAGAGAUCCAAGGCAGAUCUGGAAUCAUUUCUUCAGUCUCCAAGUGAGAAUCCCGUCCACUUCAAUAAAGUAGCCAGCCUGCAUGCCUUUGGUCUGUACUGCAGGCUGAGCGUCCAUCUUCAGUACAAGUUCUGCUCAGAAGAGAAAAUUCAUCUGUCCAUCUUGAAUGACACUGGGUCUUGGUUAGAAAACAAAGUUUUACCUCUUCUUCAAGACCAAGAAGAAGAACAUCAGAAGCUUCGGAGGGAUGUCUAUCAACAGCUUGUCCAGACUUACCUGGCUGUGUGUAAAGACGUUGUCAUGGUGGGCCUUGGAGACCCUACGUUUCAGCUACAGCUUUUACAGCGGAGUCUUGGGAUAAUGAACACAGUGAAGGGAUUUUUUUACACUUCAUUACUUCUUGGCAUUCUGAAAGAGAUAACUGGAAGCUCCGUGGUUCCCAGGACGGAUUCAUUUGAAGAAGUCACAGUGCUGUUUGACUCCGUCCAGGAAGUAUUUCAGAAGAUGUUGGAAUGUGUUGCCGGGACUUUCAGGCAGCAGCCGGAAGAAAGCCUGCUGCUCUUUCAUUCUGUUCAGACCCCUCUUUACGAAUUCAUCACCACCGUCCAGUCCUGGCACAAGGACACCGCAGUCCACCAUGCUGUGCUUUCUACUCUGAUUGCUGCACCUGUGGUUGAGAUCGGUCACCAGCUGCGGAAGAUUUCUGAUAUAGAAGAGCUGACCUUACCACAACGUCUUGCUGACCUUCCUCCAUUAUCAAGGUGUUUAGUGGGAGUAAUAAUGAAGUCUCCGGAUGUUGUCAGGUCAUUUUUGGAUGAACUAAAGGCGUGUGUAAUUUCCAGUGAUAUUGAAGGCAUUGUGUGCCUCACGGCUGUUCUGCAUAUUAUUUUGGUUAUCAACAAAGGUAAACAUAAACAUGCAAAGGUGAAGGAGGUAGGAGCAACUGUCAACAGAAAGCUGAAGACGUUUAUGGAGAUCACUUUGGAAGAGGACAGCCUCGAAAGGUAA